AUGCUGGGGCUCUGGCUGCUGGUUCUGCUGUCCUGUGGGCGAACCCUGCUCAGCGAUGACCUGGACAAGGGCUGGUGCUCCACUUGGGGGGCCGGCCACUUCUCCACCUUCGACCGCCACAUGUACGACUUCUCGGGGACGUGCAACUACAUCUUCGCAGCCAGCUGCCAGGAUGCCUCACCCACCUUCAGCAUCCAGCUGCGGCGAGGCCCUGAUGGGAACAUCUCCCGGAUCAUCGUGGAGCUGGGGGCCUCUGUGGUCACCGUGAAUGAGGCGACUACCUCCAUCAAGGAUGUUGGGGUCGUCAGCCUGCCCUACACCGGCAACGGGCUGCAGGUCAUGCCUUUUGGCCAGGGUGUGCAGCUGGUGGCCAAGCAGCUGGAGCUGGAGCUGGAGGUCCUGUGGGGCCCAGAUGCCCACCUCAUGGUCCUGGUGGAGCAGAAGUACAUGGGCCAGGUGUGCGGGCUAUGCGGGAACUUCGACGGGAAGGACACCAACGAGUUUCUUAGCGAAGAUGGCGAACUCCUAGAGCUGCACAAGUAUGCUGCCCUCCAGAAGCUGGAUGACCCCAAUGAGAUCUGUGUCUACCAGGCCAUCCCCAACCCCACAGUCCUGCAGGACCAGCACGCUGAAAUCUGCGCCCAGCUGCUGACCCUAGUGUCGUCUGAGUGUGACGUGCCCAAGGAGCCGUUUGUGAGGAGCUGCCAGGCAGACAUGGCCACGUGCACCCACCCGGACCAGCACAACUGCAGCUGCGCCACGCUGUCCGAGUACUCCCGCCAGUGCAGCAUGGAUGAUGAGCCCGUCAGCAGCUGGCGGAGCCCCAGCCUCUGCUCCGUGGGCCAGUGCCCAGCCACCCAGGUGUACCAGGAGUGCGGUGCGGCCUGCGCCAAGACCUGCUCCAACCCGCAGCACAGCUGCUCCAGCUUCUGCACCUUUGGCUGCUUUUGCCCGGAAGGUACGGUCCUUAAUGACCUCUCCAAAAACCACACCUGCGUGCCAGUCGCCCAGUGCCCCUGCAUGCUCAACGGGGCAGUCUAUGCCCCCGGGGAGGUCACCAUGGCCGCCUGCCAAACCUGCCAGUGCACCAUGGGCCGCUGGACAUGCACAGAGCGGCCAUGCCCCGGCCACUGCUCCCUGGAAGGCGGAUCCUUCGUCACCACGUUCGACGCCAGGCCCUACCGCUUCCAUGGAACCUGCACCUACAUCCUCCUCCAGAGCCCCCAGCUCCCCCACGAGGGUACCCUCAUGGCUGUGUAUGGCAAGUCAGGUUACUCCCACUCGGAGACCUCCCUAGUGGCUGUCAUCUACCUGUCCAGUGAGGACAAAAUCAUGAUCUCUCAGGACGGGGUGAUCACAGACAACGGAGACACUAAGUGGUUGCCGUACAAGACCGGCAACAUCACGGUCUUCAGGCAGACGUCCACCCAUCUGCAGAUGGCCACCACCUUUGGGCUGGAGCUCGUGAUACAGCUGCAACCCAUCUUCCAGGUGUACAUCACUGUUGGGCCCCAAUUCAGGGACCAGACCCGAGGGCUCUGCGGCAACUUCAACGGGGACACAACCGACGACUUCACAACCAGCGUGGGCAUCACCGAAGGCACGGCCUCACUGUUUGUGGACUCCUGGCGGGCGGGGAACUGCCCAGCUGCCCUGGAGCGUGAGACCGACCCCUGCUCCAUGAGCCAGCUCAACAAGGUGUGCUCAGAGACCCACUGCUCAGUGCUACUGAAGAAGGGCGCCGUGUUCGAGAAGUGCCACGCCACGGUGGACCCCAAGCCCUUCUACAAGAGGUGUGUGUACCAGGCCUGCAACUACGAGGAGACAUUCCCCCACAUCUGUGCGGCCCUGGGCAACUACGCACGUGCCUGCUCCUUGCGGGGUGUACUGCUCUGGGGCUGGAGAAACAGCGUGGACAACUGCACCGUCCCUUGCACAGGCAACUGCACAUUCAGCUACAACAGCCAGGCCUGUGACCGCACCUGCCUGUCACUGUCCCACCCUGAGGCUGAGUGCCACCCCAGCGCAGUCCCUGUGGAUGGCUGCAACUGCCCCGAAGGCACCUACCUGGACCACAGGGACGAGUGUGUUCACAAGGCCCAGUGCCCCUGUGUGCUGGAGGACGGCAAGUUCAUCCUGCCUCAGCAGUCUACUGUGGUCAAAGGCGUCAUCUGCUACUGCAUCAAUGGGCAGCUGAGCUGCCGCGGGCAGCCGCAGACACUCUUGGCUUCCUGCUCAGCUCCCAAGACGUUUCAGUCCUGCGGCCAGUCUUCGGAAAACAAGUUUGCUGCGGCCUGCGCCCCCACGUGCCAGAUGCUGGCCACUGGCAUCACCUGCGUGCCCACCAAGUGUGAACCUGGCUGUGUCUGUGCCAAGGGGCUCUAUGAGAAUGCCAAUGGGCAGUGUGUGCCCCCCGAAGAGUGCCCAUGCGAGUUUGCAGGGGUCUCCUACCCCGGGGGAGCCGAGCUCCACACUGACUGUAAGACCUGCACCUGCUCAAGGGGGAAGUGGACAUGCCUGCAGAGCGCCCACUGUCCCUCCACCUGCACCCUCUACGGGGAGGGCCAUGUGGUCACCUUCGACGGGCAGCGCUUUGUGUUUGACGGCACCUGCGAGUACAUCCUGGCCACGGACGGCUGUGGCGCUAACAACUCCCAGUCCACCUUCAAGAUCAUGACAGAGAACGUCAUCUGUGGGAAGUUGGGGGUCACAUGCUCCCGGGCCAUCAAGAUCUUCCUGGGGGGCCUUUCCAUCAUGCUGGCGAGCAGAAACUACACAGUCAGCGGGGAGGACCCCCGUGUGCAGUUCCGGGUGAAGCCCGGCUCCCUGAACCUGGUUCUAGACAUCAGCAUCCCAGGAAAGUACAGCCUGACGCUCAUCUGGAACAGGCACAUGACCCUCUUCAUCAAGGUCACUCGCGCCUCCCAGGACGCCCUCUGUGGCUUGUGCGGCAACCACAAUGGGAACAUGAAGGAUGACUUUGAGACGCGCAGCAAGUAUGUGGCAUCCAGCGAGCUGGAGUUUGUGAACUCGUGGAAGGAGAGCCCGCUGUGCGGGGACGUGAGCUUUGUGGCAGAGCCCUGCAGCCUCAAUGCCUUCCGCCGCUCUUGGGCAGAGCGCAAGUGCGGCAUCAUCAACAGCCAGACCUUCGCCACCUGCCACGGCAAGGUGUACCGCAUGCCCUACUACGAGGCCUGCGUGCGUGACACUUGUGGGUGUGACGAAGGUGGGGACUGCGAGUGUCUGUGCGAUGCUGUGGCUGCCUACGCCAAGGCCUGCCUGGACAAGGGCGUGUGCGUGGACUGGAGGGCCCCAGACUUCUGCCCGAUCUACUGCGACUUCUACAACACCCACACGAGGGUGGGCAGCGGCCAGUACCAGUACGUGCAGGAGGCCAACUGCACCUGGCACUACCAGCCGUGUCUCUGCCCCGGCCAGCUGCUGAGCAUCCCGGACACCAACAUGGAAGGCUGCUACAACUGCUCCCAAGAUGAGUACUUUGACCAUGAUGCGGGGAUGUGUGUGCCAUGUGAACCACCUCAAACCACCACCACUGUCACUCCACGAACAAAACUGCUGCCGACGCCCACAGCCAAGCUGAGAUCAACAGCUACAGGACCCACUGUGACCCAGGCCGUGACCCAGCCCACAGCACCCUCCCCAGGCCUGGCCACAAAGUCCACAGCUCAGUCCACGGCACGCACAACAGAGGCACCACCAGCCCCACCAGUGGCAGGAACCACCCCAAGCCCAGGGAACCCAACACCACGCAACGACCUGGACGAGACAGCACAAAGGAAGACCUACUACCCCUGCCAGCAGAGCUACCCAAACAACACAUCCAUCUGGCCACACCGCCACGCCCAUGGAAACAGCAACAAGGAAAGCAACAACUCCAAGCACGAACCACCUCAAACCACCACCACUGUCACUCCACGAACAAAACUGCUGCCGACGCCCACAGCCAAGCUGAGAUCAACAGCUACAGGACCCACUGUGACCCAGGCCGUGACCCAGCCCACAGCACCCUCCCCAGGCCUGGCCACAAAGUCCACAGCUCAGUCCACGGCACGCACAACAGAGGCACCACCAGCCCCACCAGUGGCAGGAACCACCCCAAGCCCAGCAACAAGGAAAGCAACAACUCCAAGCACGGUGUCCUCGACCAAAACCCAAAAAAUCCCGUUUGCCACCAUGUCCCCAACCACAGUGUCUGUCCCCAACUCUCAAUACACCACAGGGCUCCCCUCCAGAACAUCCUUCAAGACCCCCACCAGCCAGCCAACCCCAUCACAUGCACAGACCUCCCUUGCCACUCACGUUCUACCAUUUUCUACCUCCUCGGUCACUCCAACUUCUCACACGAUCCUCAGGCCCAGCAGCCCAGAGUUGGCCUCUUCCGCCUCCACCCCAACCUCCACCCCAGCAUCAACAGGGACCAUUCCUUCAACAACAACGUUCAUGGGCACAGGACCCACACACACAGCCGAACCAGUGACUCGGACCACCAGUGGGACCAGCCAAGCCCACACGUCAGUCGGCACAGUCACAACCUCAAGUCCCUUGGUGUCUCACCCUUCCUACACACCCCACCAUGAGUCCACAUCAGCUUCUGCCACCACCGUCACCCCAAAGCCCACCAAUACAACUGGGACACCGGUGGUCCACACCACUUCACUCACACCAAGCACUCCCCACACCUCGUUCACCACACACUCCCGACCCACAGGUUCUGUCUCCACCACUCCACACACCACAGGACUUCCCUCUAUGACAUCCUUCAAGACCACCACCAGCCAGCCAACCCCAUCACACGCACAGACCUCCCUUGCCACUCACGUUCCACCAUUUUCUACCUCCUCGGUCACUCCAACUUCUCACACGAUCCUCAGCCCCAGCAGCCCAGAGUUGGCCUCUUCCGCCUCCACCCCAACCUCCACCCCAGCAUCAACAGGGACCAUUCCUUCAACAACAACGUUCAUGGGCACAGGACCCACACACACAGCCGAACCAGUGACUAGGACCACCAGUGGGACCAGCCAAGCCCACAUGACUUCCCUCUAUGACAUCCUUCAAGACCACCACCAGCCAGCCAACCCCAUCACACGCACUGACCUCCCUUGCCACUCACGUUCCACCAUUUUCUACCUCCUCGGUCACUCCAACUUCGCACCCGGUACUCAGCUCCAGCAGCCCAGAGAUGGCCUCUUCCGCCUCCACCCCAACAUCAACAGGGACCAUUCCUUCAACAACAACGUUCACGGGCACAGGACCCACACACACAGCCGAACCAGUUCUGUCUCCACCACUCCACACACCACAGGACUUCCCUCUAUGACAUCCUUCAAGACCACCACCAGCCAGCCAACCCCAUCACACGCACUGACCUCCCUUGCCACUCACGUUCCACCAUUUUCUACCUCCUCGGUCACUCCAACUUCGCACCCGGUACUCAGCUCCAGCAGCCCAGAGAUGGCCUCUUCCACCUCCACCCCAACAUCAACAGGGACCAUUCCUCCAAUAACAACGUUCACGGGCACAGGACCCACACACACAGCCAAACCAGUGACUCGGACCACCAGUGGGACCAGCCAAGGCCACAGCUCAGUCGGCACGGGCACAAGCUCACACUCCAACUUCGCACCCGGUACUCAGCUCCAGCAGCCCAGAGAUGGCCUCUUCCACCUCCAUCCCAACAUCAACAGGGACCAUUCCUCCAAUAACAACGUUCACGGGCACAGGACCCACACACACAGCCGAACCAGUGACUCGGACCACCAGUGGGACCAGCCAAGGCCACAGCUCAGUCGGCACGGGCACAAGCUCAACUUCCCUACUACCUCCACUCCUAUUAGGGCCUCUUUGUCACCUCCUGCCACCCUGUCUACCCCUCACUUUGCCUCUCCUUCCAUGCCUCCUGUCCACGUGUCUCUCACUCCAUUCCCUGUCGCAGUCUCCAGUACCACAGGCCCUCUGUCCACACCCAGGACCACAUCCAGCGUCCCCGUUUCCUCUGUGUUCUCCUCUCAGUCCACCACCUCGCGAUUCACUUCUCUCACCUCGCGAGUCCCCACGCCAGGCCUUGCAUCAUCCACCCUGGGCGUGACAGCCAUCCCAAGUUCUCCAGCCACCAACCUCACCACCAGGCAUCCUGGGACCAUGCAACUGCCUACCACUGUGUUCCUGACUAGCCCCUUCAGAGGGUCCUCUUCCACUGAGGGCCCCAAGGUCUCUCUUGGUACAUCUGCACUCAGCUCACCCGGGGUCUGUAGUGUGCAGGAGCAGGAGGAGAAGAUUACGUACAAGGGGUGCACAGUGAACGUGACCCUGACCCGUUGUGAGGGCGUCUGCGCCUCCUCCGCCAGCUUCAACAUCAACACCCAGCAGGUGGACGCCCACUGCAGCUGUUGCCACCCCCUGAGCUCCCACGAGAAGCAGCUCAAGCUGCCUUGCCAGGACCCCAGUGUGCCAGGACAGUGGCUGGAGCUCACUCUGCAGGUGUUCAGAAGCUGUGUGUGCAGCCCCCAGCGCUGUGGAGUCUAG
Galeopterus variegatus (Sunda flying lemur) is the source of this 6543-nucleotide messenger RNA. It is a transcript of the gene MUC6, whose product is annotated as mucin 6, oligomeric mucus/gel-forming. Bases 1 to 6543 code for a protein of 2180 amino acids. Gene Ontology annotation, molecular function: protein binding. The transcript has 35 exons. Lineage: Eukaryota; Metazoa; Chordata; Mammalia; Dermoptera; Cynocephalidae. Gene Ontology annotation, cellular component: extracellular matrix. The record is from RefSeq and is a predicted model, not a curated record.